Rubroshorea leprosula is the source of this 1176-nucleotide messenger RNA. The record is from the annotation of a GenBank genome assembly. Lineage: Eukaryota; Viridiplantae; Streptophyta; Magnoliopsida; Malvales; Dipterocarpaceae.
AUCUUCAUCAGUAUAAGUCAAUGAGCUUACUCUUAUUCAGGGUUUCACAUGUCUCUUCUUAAGGAUUCAAGUGCUGUCUGACACUGUUAACUGAGAGUGGUGGAAAGAUGAAGGUUGAGCUUAUUUUGUGGAGCAUUCUCCUCUUACUGCUUGUCAAGGCUUAUGGAAUUAGAGCCAGGGAGAUGGUUGGUGACAACCAAUGGAAUCAUGGAAAUGAGAAGAGGAUGACGCAGGACCUCUUGAUAAGGUACCCUUCAGAUACUGAUGCACACCUCCACAAAGGGAUCAGUACUGGAGACAAUGUUUUGAGGCUCCCCACCAUGGAUCAUGCGAGGCAAGAACACGAUGGCCAUGGAGAGGUUCCGGCAAUGGACAUUCAUGUUCAUCUAUCAUCCCACAUGGAUCACAUGGACCCUUCAGUGAGGGUGUUCUUCACCCUGAAGGAUCUCAAGGUUGGGAAGAUGAUACCCAUAUAUUUUCCCAGGAGAGAUCCUUUAACUUAUCCUCACCUGUUGCAUAGAGAACAAGCUGAUUCCAUCCCUUUCUCAUUGCAAGACCUUCCUUACCUUCUUCAGUUUUUCUCCUUAUCAGAAGACUCUUCCCAAGCCAAAGCGAUGAAAGAAACACUCAGAGAUUGUGAGAUUGAAGCCAUCCAGGGAGAGAUCAAGUUCUGUGCUACCUCUCUGGAAUCCUUGCUUGACUUUGCACAGAGCAUCUUGGGAUUGGAUUCCCAUCUUCAAAUGAUAAAAACUACCUACAUCUCAAAAUCAAGUACCUUAUUCCAGAACUACACUAUUUUUGAAACCCCAAAAGAGAUACCAACUCCCAGGAUGGUGGCAUGCCACACCCUGCCCUACCCUUACAUAGUUUUCUAUUGCCAUAGGCUACUCAGUGAAACCAAAGUGUUUAAGGUGCAAUUGGUUGGAGAAAAUGGGGAUGAGGUGGAUGCACUUGCAGUCUGUCACAUGGAUACAUCUCAUUUUAGUCCCAAUCAUAUCUCAUUCCAGCUGCUGGGGUUUAAGCCAGGGACCUUGCCUGUGUGCCAUUUCUUCCCAGACGAUAAUCUAGUUCUGGUUCCAGCGCCCACCCAGAUUUAAAUUAGCAGUCUUUUAUGUAAUGAAAUCAGUACUGUACUCAAGGGAACUAUCCCCGUUACAAUAAAUGCAAAUGAAUUUC